AUGGCCUCGUCGCCCGAGAAGAAGCAGAAGACGGCCGCCGCCAGCGCGCACGCCAGCGCGCUGCUGCGCUUCUACCGCACGCCGGCCUUCACGGCGCACGCCAACCGCACGCUGCUGGCCUACCUGCGCGCGCAGGUGGGCGCCGACGCCGGCCUGCAGGUGGACGAGCUCGUGACCGAGUACUGCUUCUACGUGGAGACCACGGCCGGGUCCGGCCCGCUGUCCACCGCCGACCAGGACACGCUCCACUGGCUGCUCAGCGAGACCUUCGAGCCGCAGCAGACGCGCGCGGACGAGCCGUUCCUGGCCGCCGCCGAGCAGAGCAAGGAGUGGCUCGUGGAGGUCGGCCCGCGCAUGAACUUCUCCACGGCCUGGUCCAGCAACGCCGUGGCCAUCUGCCAGGCCUGCGGCAUCUCCGCCAUCAAGCGCAUUGAGCGCGCCACGCGCUACCUGGUGCGCUACACGGCCACCACGCCCGAGGCCCUGAACACGCUCAAGCAGGCGCUGCUCCGCCACGAGUGCGACCGCAUGACGCAGCAGGUGUACGACAAGCCGCUGGCCAGCUUCUGGCACGGCAAGACGGUGCAGCUCGUGCGCAAGAUCCCCAUCAUGGAGCGCGGCAUCGACGCGCUCAAGGAGAUCAACGAGGAGAUCGGCCUCGGCUUCGACGACUGGGACCUGCAGUACUACCUGAACCUGUUCAAGGAGAAGCUGCGUCGCAACCCCACGGACGUCGAGUGCUUUGACAUGGGUCAGAGUAACUCGGAGCACUCGCGCCACUGGUUCUUCGGCGGCAAGAUCGUCAUCGACGGCAAGGAGAUGCCCACGACGCUCUUCAAGAUGGUCAAGGACACGCUCACCGAGAACGCCAAGAAGAACAGUGUCAUCGCCUUCCACGAUAACUCGUCCGUCAUCCAGGGCGCCAACAUUGUCACGCUCGGCCCCGUGAACCCCGGUGAGCCCUCGGCCGUGCAGGAGCGCACCCUUGACAGCCACCUGCUGCUAACCGCUGAGACCCACAACUUCCCGUCGGGCGUGGCGCCGUUCCCUGGUGCUGAGACCGGCACGGGUGGCCGUAUCCGUGAUGUCCAGGCUACCGGUCGUGGUGCCAACGUCGUUGCUGGUGUCAGCGCCUACUCGGCCUCGAACGGCGCCUCGGACUAUGGCAACAAGUUCGGUGAGCCCGUCGUUACGGGUUUCGCCCGUUCGUUCGGCAUGGUGCUGCCCAACGGUGAGCGCCGUGAGUACAUUAAGCCGAUCAUGUUCUCGGCUGGUCUCGGCCAGCUGGACGGCCGCCACUGCACCAAGGGCGAGCCCGAGAUCUCGAUGUGGGUCGUGAAGAUCGGUGGCCCGUGCUACCGUAUCGGUAUGGGCGGUGGUGCCGCCUCUAGCCGUAUCCAGGACACUAAGACUGCUGACCUGGACUUCAACGCCGUUCAGCGUGGUGAUGCCGAGAUGGAGUGCAAGCUGAACAAGGUCAUCCGCGCUUGCUGCGACCUCGGCGAGAAGAACCCCAUCGUCUCGAUCCACGACCAAGGCGCUGGUGGCAACGGUAACGUGCUGAAGGAGAUCGUUGAGGUGUCGAACUCCAAGCCGGGUGACGCUAACCGCGGUGGCGCUCGCUACGAGGUGCGCAACAUUCUGGUUGGUGACGACACUCUGUCCGUGCUCGAGAUCUGGGGCGCUGAGUACCAGGAAAACGACGCCCUUCUGCUUCGCCCUGAGCACGUCGAGCUGUUCGACAAGAUCUGCAAGCGCGAGAACUGCCCGUACGCUCUUCUGGGCCAGGUCACCGGCGAUGGCCAUGUCGUGCUGCACGACUCGCAGGACGACUCGACGCCGUUCGACCUUGACCUUGACCUUGUUCUGGGCAAGAUGCCGCAGAAGACCUUCACGGAUGUGAAGGCCACGGAGACCGUCUCGGAGCUGUCGCUCCCUGCUGACAUUACCCUGCGCGAUGCGCUGGACCGUGUGCUUCGUCUUCUGUCGGUCGGCUCCAAGCGUUUCCUGACCAGCAAGGUUGACCGCUCGGUGAGCGGCCUGAUUGCCCAGCAGCAGACUGUUGGCCCGCUGCAGCUGACGCUUGCUGACUGCGCCGUCGUGGCGCAGUCGAACAUCCCCAACAAGGACGGCAAGUUCACGGGUGUGGUGAGCGCUUGUGGUGAGCAGCCCGUGAAGGGUCUGGUGAACCCGGGUGCCAUGGCCCGCCUGAGCGUUGGUGAGUCGCUGACCAACAUGGUGUGGGCGGCUCUCGGCGGCCGCGGUCUUGACGACUGCAAGUGCUCUGCCAACUGGAUGUGGGCCGCUAAGCUGCCCAACGAGGCUGCGCGUAUGUACGAGUGCUGCGAGGCGAUGACCACUUUUAUGAAGCAGGUGGGUGUGGCCGUUGACGGUGGCAAGGACUCGCUGUCCAUGGCUGCCAAGGUCAACAAGAAGGACGUGAAGACCCCCGGCACGCUUGUGAUCACCAUGUACGCGCCUACGGAGGACGUCGAGCUGAAGGUGACGCCCGACCUCAAGACCCACGCUCGCGACAGCCUGCUGUACUACGUGGACGUGGGCAAGGGUGCGAACCGUCUUGGUGGUUCGGCUCUGGCUCAGGUGUACGGCCAGGUUGGCAACGUGUCCCCGGAUGUGGAGGACGCGGAGCUGUUCAAGAACGCCUUCAACGCCAUCCAGACUGGCAUCAAGAACGGCCACCUGCUCGCUGGUCACGACCGUAGCGACGGUGGUCUUAUUGUUACGCUGCUCGAGAUGGCCUUCGCCGGCAACUGCGGCCUCGACGUGGACAUUCCGUUCGCGGGCGGCAAGGCGACGACCAAGGACAUUAUCCAGGUGCUGUUCGCCGAGGAGCUAGGCUUCGUGUUCCAGGUGGCCGCUGGCCAGCAUGCCACCGAGGUGGAGGCUAUCUUCAGCAAGGCGAACGUGCCGCUUGUGAAGCUGGGUAAGGUGACGACCGACGGCGCCAUCAAGGUGAGCGUCAACGGCGAGAGCGUCCUAGAGGACCAGAUGGUCGACCUGCGUGACGUGUGGGAGGCUACGAGCUUCGAGCUUGAGAAGCGUCAGUGCAACCCCGAGUGCGUUGCCCAGGAGCAGCGCUCGCUGCGCACCCGCACGGCUCCUCAGUGGAAGGUUACGUACGAGCCCAAGCCUACGCCGGAGCGCCAGCUGAGCACUCGUGCUCAGCACCGUGUUGCGGUUUUGCGUGAGGAGGGCAGCAACGGCGAGCGCGAGAUGCUUGCCGCUUUCCACCACGCCGGCUUCGAGGUGUGGGACAUCACCAUGUCGGACCUUGUCAACAAGCGCGUGGUCCUGGACGAGCGCUUCCGCGGUGUGGCUUUCGUCGGCGGCUUCACGUUCGCUGACGUGCUGGGCUCGGCCAAGGGCUGGUCGGGCGUGGUGAAGUUCCACGGCGACGUGCUCAAGCAGUUCGCGGCUUUCAAGGCCCGCGAGGACACGUUCAGUUUCGGCGCUUGCAACGGUUGCCAGUUCAUGACGCUGCUCGGAUGGCUAGACCACCCGGAGGCCAAGGCCAUCGAGGAGGAGACCAAGACGUCGGCGCAGCCGCGUUUCGUGCACAACGAGUCGGGCCGCCACGAGUCCCGUUUCGUGUCGGUGCAGAUCCAGGAGUCGAACUCGAUCAUGCUGCGCGGCAUGGCCGGCUCGUCCCUGGGCGUGUGGGUCUCGCACGGUGAGGGCCGCGCGCACUUCACGCACCCCAAGAUCCAGGAGAAGUACGUGUCGAGCGGCGCGGCGGCCAUCCGCUACGUGGACGACUCGAACGUGCCGACGACGGAGUACCCAUUCAACCCGAACGGCUCGCCCGAGGGUAUCGCCGGCCUCGUGUCCAGCGACGGCCGCCACAUGUGCCUCAUGCCGCACCCGGAGCGCUGCUUCCUCAAGUACCAGUGGCCGUACAUGCCCGCGGAGUUCGAGGCGCACCCCGUGAGCCCCUGGAUGCAGAUCUUCCAGAACGCCAAGACCUUCUGCGAGGGCCAGUAAGCGUCCUCCCAAGCUGCCGACAAUCGCAUCAGAGCAGCACCUCACUUGACAAUGCACGAAGCAUGGUAUAUUUGUACAAACCACACUCGUCUUGCCUUCGAUGAAGACACACAAGUGCAUUGCUACCAAGAAGCAGCAACGAGACCGCUUCAACAUGUAAGAUAAAACGAUCCGAUUGGUAGAAA
Molecule: messenger RNA, 4187 nt
Organism: Phytophthora sojae
Lineage: Eukaryota; Oomycota; Peronosporomycetes; Peronosporales; Peronosporaceae
Exons: 2
Coding region: 1-4002 (1333 amino acids)
Biological process (GO): 'de novo' IMP biosynthetic process
Molecular function (GO): phosphoribosylformylglycinamidine synthase activity
Source: RefSeq, a predicted model, not a curated record